Messenger RNA from Bipolaris zeicola 26-R-13, 966 nucleotides. RefSeq lists its product as uncharacterized. The record is from RefSeq and is a predicted model, not a curated record. Lineage: Eukaryota; Fungi; Ascomycota; Dothideomycetes; Pleosporales; Pleosporaceae. Bases 1 to 966 code for a protein of 321 amino acids. Gene Ontology annotation, molecular function: thiamine transmembrane transporter activity. The transcript is spliced from 3 exons. Gene Ontology annotation, cellular component: mitochondrial inner membrane. Gene Ontology annotation, biological process: thiamine pyrophosphate transmembrane transport.
AUGUCUGAGGGUGUAGCGCAGUUGAAGCAUGAGGGCUCCCAGUGGCAAGUGGUGAUUGCAGGUGCAGUUGCAGGUCUAGUCUCACGCUUUGUGAUCGCGCCCCUCGACGUCAUCAAGAUCCGCCUGCAGCUUCAAAUCCACUCCCUGUCCGACCCCUUCAGCGUUCGCCAUGUCCAGGGCCCUGUGUAUAAGGGAACGCUGGGCACCCUCAAGCAGAUUCUGCGCGAGGAGGGCCUCACUGGCCUGUGGAAGGGCAACAUACCCGCCGAGCUCAUGUACUUGACAUACGGCAGCGUCCAGUUCUCAGCCUAUACAUACGUCUCGCAUAUACUCGAGGCAAUUCCUCCACCCUACACCCUGCCCGGUUCGGUGACCAACUUCGUCAGCGGCGCUUCAGCUGGUGCUGCCGCGACGACGCUCACAUAUCCGCUCGAUCUCCUCCGCACGCGUUUUGCUGCUCAAGGAACCGAACGCGUAUACACGUCCAUUGUCGCUUCUCUAAGGCACAUUGCGCAGCAUGAAGGCCCCACUGGUUUCUUCCGCGGUCUUGGAGCUGGCGUCAGCCAGAUUGUCCCGUACAUGGGCCUCUUCUUUGCCAGCUACGAGAGUUUGAAGCCAAUUACCGCCGCCUCUCCAGUUCACUUACCACUUGGAAGCUCAGAUGCCGUGGCAGGUAUCAUGGCAAGUAUCCUUUCCAAGACCGCUGUCUACCCGCUCGAUACGACGCGCAAGCGACUGCAGGUCCAAGGCCCGACCCGAGAGCGCUACGUUCAUCGGAACAUACCUACAUAUACUGGUGUAGUUAGCACCUUGGCUCAUAUCUGGAAACACGAAGGAAGGCGGGGUAUGUAUCGCGGCCUGACCGUCAGUCUGCUCAAAGCAGCACCAGCCAGCGCCGUCACUAUGUGGACGUACGAAAGAGUAAUGGGCGCUAUGUUGGCUUUCGAGGAAAAACACAAGGAUUGA